AUAUGUCGACCAUGUUCCGCAGCUUCUUCGUUCCGCGUCUUUUCGACGACAAUCGGCGCCAUAUUGGCUGAUGCAAGACACAAUGGUGCGAUUUUCUCGAAACGUGGUAACGCUCGGUGUAUUGUGUGUGUGUUCCUCUCAAGCAUUCUAGUCUUCAAGCAAAGUGCUAUUUGUGAUAAUAUUUAGCGGCGCUGAAUUUGUUUCACAAUGGCAGAAACUGAGGAAACUGGAUUCGACCCUACCAUGAAAAAGAAGAAGAAGAAGAAGCCUUUUGACGCAACGGGAUUCGAGGGUAUCACCGAUGUAACAGAUGUGUCAGCACCGGCUGGCGAUGAUGAGGUUGAAAAAGCGUCUCCGAAGGACGGAGGCAAAGAAGACGAAGACGACAAUCUAGACUUUACGAAAAUGUUGAAAAAGAAAAAGAAAAAAACCACCUUCAACUUCGACGAUGGCACAGGAACGCCAGUAGGGGAUAUCGAUGGCGGCAAGGCUUCACCGAACGAGAGUGGAGGUAAAGCUAAGGAAGACGAGGAUUUAGACAAUGUUGACUUCAUGAAAAUGAUGAAGAAGAAAAAGAAAAAGCAGGCUUUUAAUCUUGAUGAGCUUGGAGAUGCCUUGGAGGACGGGGGUGUUGAUAACGCAGACGAUGACCUCGAUUUCAACAACAUGAAAAAGAAAAAGAAAAAGAAGAAGCUAAAUCUGGACGAGCCAACCGAAGAAGAUUUUGAUGCCGACGAGGGUAGUGCCGAUACACCGUCCGCUGCAGGAGCCGGUGGUGGAAGUGACGCGUGGCGCGGUACUGAUCGUGAUUACACGUACGACGAACUGCUUCAGCGUGUAUUCAAUAUAAUGAAGGAACGAAACCCUGAUAUGGUGGCCGGCGAAAAGAAAAAAUUUGUCAUGAAACCUCCGCAGGUGCUUCGAGUCGGAACGAAGAAAACGUCAUUCGCCAAUUUCCUAGAAAUCACGAGAACAUUGAGAAGAGCACCGAAACAUCUACAGGCCUUCUUAUUAGCCGAAUUGGGUACGAGCGGAUCAGUCGACGCCAACAAUCAGCUUAUCAUCAAGGGUCGCUUCCAGCAAAAGCAAAUCGAGAACAUUCUUCGAAGGUACAUCAAGGAGUAUGUUACAUGUCAUACCUGUCGAGCACCAGAGACUAUCCUGGAAAAAGACACCAGACUGAAUUUCCUCCGCUGCGAAAAGUGUGGUUCGCGGUGUUCGGUGCAGUCGAUUAAGAGCGGUUUCCAGGCUGUCACGGCAAAACGUGCAGCUAUUCGAGCAAAGGCGACUUAAAACUGAUUUGUCUAGCGGAAUUCAUCGAAGGCAUUAGACCGGGUUACCAUAGACCUCAUUGCCACUGCUCAGCUUGUCAAGCUAUUACCGCUAUCCAUAGCGAUAUCUGCCGACGAAGCCAACGUGGUGACGGACACAGGAUCCAUGAGCGCAUACGCAGGCAAAGUAAUGCGACUGCAAGGACGAAUAAAAAGGUUUUUCAUAGGA
Varroa destructor (honeybee mite) is the source of this 1500-nucleotide messenger RNA. It is a transcript of the gene eIF2beta, whose product is annotated as eukaryotic translation initiation factor 2 subunit beta. Gene Ontology annotation, biological process: translational initiation; formation of translation preinitiation complex. Gene Ontology annotation, cellular component: eukaryotic translation initiation factor 2 complex. Gene Ontology annotation, molecular function: translation initiation factor binding; mRNA binding; translation initiation factor activity. NCBI's taxonomy places the organism in Eukaryota, Metazoa, Arthropoda, Arachnida, Mesostigmata, Varroidae. The record is from RefSeq and is a predicted model, not a curated record.